AUGAUCAGCUCCGUGUGCGUUUCGACUUACCGAGGGCGCAAGUCUGGAAACAAACCUCCGUCCAAAUCAUGUCUGAAGGAGGAGAUGGCCAGAGGCGAGGACUCGGACAAAAUUAUCAUUAACGUCGGCGGCACGCGACAUGAGACCUACAAGAGCACCCUGAGGACGCUGCCGGGGACGCGCCUGGCGUGGCUGGCCGAACCCGACUCGCAGGGCAGCACCGACUCGGACGCGGAGCCCCCGAGCGCCACCGAGUUCUUCUUCGACCGACACCCGGGCAUCUUCGCCUACGUGCUGAACUACUACCGGACCGGCAAGCUGCACUGCCCGGCGGACGUGUGCGGGCCCCUGUUCGAGGAGGAGCUCGCCUUCUGGGGGAUCGACGAGACGGACGUGGAGCCGUGCUGCUGGAUGACCUACCGGCAGCACCGGGACGCAGAGGAGGCCCUGGAGAUCUUCGAACCGCCGGACCCGGAGGACACUGACGACGACAAGGAGACACCGAGGCGGUUCGGCAUCGAGGACUGCAGCGACAGGUCCAGGGGCUGCUGCGAAGUUUGCCGGCCCAAAGUCUGGGCCCUGUUCGACGACCCUUACUCAUCCAAAGCAGCCAGGGGCGUGGCACUCAUCUCUCUCUUCUUCAUCCUGGUGUCAAUCACCACCUUCUGCCUGGAGACUCACGAGGCCUUCAACGAAUUAAAAAAUGUUACGGAGCAAGUUUCCAUUGGCAACGUAACACAAGACGUUGAGAGGAGUGAGAUGGUAACUAACCCCAUCCUGUUCAUGGUGGAAGGCGUGUGUGUGGUGUGGUUCACCUUUGAGUUCUUGGUGCGCAUCGUCUGCUGCCCGGACAAAGUGGUCUUCAUCAAAAACACACUCAACAUCAUUGACUUUGUGGCCAUUCUGCCGUUCUACCUGGAGAUGUGCUUGAGCGGUUUGACAUCCAAAGCUGCCAGCAACGUGCUUGGGUUUCUCCGCGUGGUGCGGUUUGUGAGGAUCCUUCGGAUCUUCAAGCUGACACGCCACUUCGUGGGCUUGCGUGUCCUGGGCCACACGCUGAGGGCCAGUGUCAACGAGUUCCUUCUGCUCAUUAUCUUCUUGGCCCUCGGAGUGCUCAUCUUUGCCACCAUGAUUUACUACGCUGAGCGCAUCGGAGCUGACCCCUCUGACCCCACUUUGUCCAACCAUACGCACUUCAAGAACAUCCCCAUCAGCUUCUGGUGGGCAGUGGUCACCAUGACGACGCUGGGUUAUGGGGACAUGUAUCCACAAACAUGGCUGGGCAUGAUGGUGGGGGCGCUGUGCGCACUGGCUGGUGUGCUGACCAUCGCCAUGCCCGUUCCUGUCAUCGUCAAUAACUUCGGCAUGUACUACUCACUGGCUAUGGCAAAGCAGAAGCUGCCCAAGAAAAAGAAGAAGCACACGCAGAACCCGGACGCCCCGACCGACUCGGCCUCAUUUGUCAAAUCGGAAACAAACUCGCACAUAGACAGCACUCAGAGCGACACGUGUCCGCUGGCUGCUGAGGAGAGUGUCGUCAGGAAUCGCUCAGACUCCAAGCAGAAUGGGGAUGCAAAUGUGGCCCUUUUAGAUGAAGAAGGCUGCAGUCUGACCCAGCCACUGUCCCCCAGUGAGAAGUGGUCCCUUAGGUGCUCCCGAGGGCGAGGCAAGAAUAAGAAAGACGCCACCUGCUUCCUCUUAACAUCUGGAGAUCCCAACAUCAACGUUGAACCUUUGUGUUUCCUAACAGAAAGUUGUAAAGACAUCCUCAGCACCUCUGGAAACUUUUCUCCGCCGGAGGUCACCACCCUUACCUGA
This is a messenger RNA of Nematolebias whitei (Rio pearlfish), 1818 nucleotides long. It is a transcript of the gene kcnc4, whose product is annotated as potassium voltage-gated channel, Shaw-related subfamily, member 4. Gene Ontology annotation, biological process: potassium ion transmembrane transport; protein homooligomerization. The record is from RefSeq and is a predicted model, not a curated record. Gene Ontology annotation, molecular function: protein binding; delayed rectifier potassium channel activity. Gene Ontology annotation, cellular component: neuronal cell body membrane; voltage-gated potassium channel complex; axon. The transcript is spliced from 4 exons. The coding region runs from base 1 to 1818 and encodes 605 amino acids. NCBI's taxonomy places the organism in Eukaryota, Metazoa, Chordata, Actinopteri, Cyprinodontiformes, Rivulidae.